Messenger RNA from Indicator indicator, 279 nucleotides. It is a transcript of the gene BBLN, whose product is annotated as bublin coiled coil protein. The record is from RefSeq and is a predicted model, not a curated record. Lineage: Eukaryota; Metazoa; Chordata; Aves; Piciformes; Indicatoridae. Bases 1 to 279 code for a protein of 92 amino acids. The transcript is spliced from 2 exons.
AUGUCGGGGCCCAACGGCGAGCUGCAGGCGCCGGAGGACGGCGGCCGUGACAGCGACAGCGACGACGACGGCUUCGGGGAGGAAGAAUAUGCAUCAAUAAACUCCAUGUUGGACCAGAUCAACUCCUGCCUGGAUCACUUGGAGGAGAAGAAUGACUACCUCCAUGCCUGCUUGAAAGAACUGCUGGAGUCAAACCGCCAGACCCGCCUGGAGUUCCAGCAGCAGAGUGAGCAGCAGGAGAGGGAAGCUGAUGCACAGGGACCACAGCCUCCCACCUAG